AUUUUAAGAGGCGAUUUGCCAUGUCGGACUACUUCGAGGAACUGGGUCAUGAACCCACUGGACCGGAGGGAGCCAAUGAUUUGGCCAGAAACUUUCGACGUCUCCAGGUGUUGGCUAUAAUGAAUGGCAUCGACAUGGAGAUCGAGGUGCCGGAGGCCUCCAAGCGGGCGAUUGCCGAGCUACCGAUCCACGAAAUUCUCGAGUCGGAAGUGGGCGGCGAUUUGGAGUGCUCUGUUUGCAAGGAGCCUGCUCAAGAGGGAGAGAAGUACAAGAUCCUUCCCUGUAAGCACGAGUUCCACGAGGAGUGCAUCCUGCUCUGGCUGAAGAAGACCAAUUCUUGUCCCCUGUGCCGUUAUGAAUUGGAAACCGAUGAUCCUGUGUACGAGGAGCUUCGGAGGUUUAAACAGGAUGAGCAUAACCGAAGGGAACGCGAAAACACCAUUAUGGAUUCCAUGUUCGGAUAAAUCGAGGAUUUGUUUGAAGCAUUUAUAAAAACCAUUGUUGUAAAACGGUUUUGGGUAAAAUCUUUAGUUUGUGAUGAAAUAAAAGGAGUAUUUG
Molecule: messenger RNA, 558 nt
Organism: Drosophila takahashii
Lineage: Eukaryota; Metazoa; Arthropoda; Insecta; Diptera; Drosophilidae
Product: E3 ubiquitin-protein ligase RNF181 homolog
Biological process (GO): protein ubiquitination
Cellular component (GO): cytoplasm
Molecular function (GO): ubiquitin protein ligase activity
Source: RefSeq, a predicted model, not a curated record